AUGCUCCUACCGCUUCGAGAAAUCGCCAGAGCCUGCUAUCAAUUCUCGACCUUUCUGGAAGUAUCGAACUCCACACCUCUCUCGAACUUCGCAAGGAGCCCAAAACCAGCGCCUCCUCCACCUAUAAAUUCCUCACAAUUCCCCGCAUCUCCAUCUCAAUCCGGACCCCAACAUUUUCAAUCUCAUCAAAAAUCUGCAACGGAUGUUCGAAUGUUUGACUUAGAGAACCCCCUCCUCUCAACCCUCCACCACCUAAUCGCCGACGUCCCCGACGAAACCGAGAGGUCCGUCCCCACCCCGACUGGCACCUACGUGCGCGACGCCCGUGCAAUGGCAUCAACCCCUCUCGACGUCAAGGAGCUCCCGGCCGCCUACUCCUUCGUGGUCGACAUGCCCGGCGUCAAAUCGGGGGAGAUCAAGGUGCAGAUUGAGGACGACAAUGUGCUGGUCAUAAGCGGAGAGAGGAAGAGAGAAGGGGAGGAGAAGGAGGGAGAGGGGAAGUAUUUGAGGAUGGAGAGGAGGAUGGGGAAGUUUAUGAGGAAGUUCAGGUUGCCGGAGGACGCGGACCUGGAGAGGGUCACGGCGGAGUCUAAGGAUGGGGUGUUGACCGUGACGGUGAUGAAGAAGCCGCCGCCGGAGCCUAAGAAGUCAAGGACUGUGCAAGUCAGGGUCGCUUGAAGCCGAAGUUUGGUUUGAUUUUGGAUAAGGAUUUUGUUAUGCUUCUGGGUUUCUUGAAUAAUGCUUGUUUUGAGCAGUUAAUUAGUGUGACCUGUUAUUGCUGUUGGUACCUAUGUUUUGUAUUUGGUAACUAGCAUUUUAAUGUAAGUGAUCUGAUAGUUUUCUUUGCA
Asparagus officinalis (garden asparagus) is the source of this 848-nucleotide messenger RNA. Its product is annotated as 17.1 kDa class II heat shock protein-like. The coding region runs from base 1 to 678 and encodes 225 amino acids. The transcript has a single exon. The record is from RefSeq and is a predicted model, not a curated record. Lineage: Eukaryota; Viridiplantae; Streptophyta; Magnoliopsida; Asparagales; Asparagaceae. Gene Ontology annotation, biological process: response to heat; response to salt stress; protein folding.